This is a messenger RNA of Scheffersomyces amazonensis, 3888 nucleotides long. It is a transcript of the gene MSB1, whose product is annotated as Msb1p. The record is from RefSeq and is a predicted model, not a curated record. Gene Ontology annotation, cellular component: cellular bud tip; cellular bud neck. The coding region runs from base 430 to 3816 and encodes 1128 amino acids. The transcript has a single exon. Lineage: Eukaryota; Fungi; Ascomycota; Pichiomycetes; Serinales; Debaryomycetaceae.
CCUCAAAUCAUUGGGAUCAAGAUCUUCAAAUUGACUGAAAGUCGUUAGAAAUUUAAAGUUCUUCGAACAGUGGGGAAUACAAGAAUAAAUUGUCGCUUCGUCUGUCCCUUCCUGUAUAUUCUGUCCAGACGCAUUUAUUACAUGUUUACAGUUAAAAUGUAAACAGUGUACACAAAAAAAAAUUUGGCGGAGCAUCAACAAGUCAAAAGUUCAGAUCCGAUCUAGAAGGAGAAAUCAUCAAAAUUUAAGAUUGACAGUAUAUUGACAGAGGAAAUUAAGAUAUUUGGAAUUAUUAAUAGUUUGAAUUAUUUAAUUUGAAUUCAGUAGUUUUUUCCGAUUGUUUUUAUGUACUCUGGUUGUGGCUGCAACUCAGUUAAUGAAUACAAUACAUAUAAUUUAUAGUAGUACCAGUUUAUUCGGAAUUCAAAUAUGAUAGAUAAAUUAGAAUUACCUAAAUUACCUGAUUUAGGAGGUAAUAGAAAUUCAAUUGAUAAUUCAUCCGGUUCAGGAAUUAUACGACCAGAUCAAUUUACUAAAUCCAAUUUAAAAUCAAUAUUACAUUUAAUAACUAUUGAAUUAAAAUCAAGAGGUGGUACAAGAACUCCUCAUAUAUUUUUACCAUUUAGAUCUAAAGUCAAUGAUGAAAAAUUAGAAUUAUUCUUAACUAAAUUAUAUCCCAAUGGUGAACUUUUAGAUAUACCAUAUCCUGAUAAUAAUGAUAAUGAAUCAAAAAUUAGUCGAAUAAUUAAAUCAACUGAUGAAUUUACAUUAAUUUGUAGUUUAAAAUAUUUUUGGAGUAGAUUACCAAAUCAUGAAAUUAUUGGAUGGGAUGCUUAUUUAGAAUUUAAACGUAAAGAAUUUGAAGCUGGCAAUCCAAAGAAUGCAUUUUUAAGUAUAAUGCCAAAAUGUUUAUCAUCACCAGCUCAUGCCUCAAUAGUUUAUGAUUUUUUGGAUUUAUUAAUUAAUAUAACUUCUAAUUCUCAAUAUAAUUAUUUAAGUGGUAGAAAGAUUACUAAAAUGGCAUCUAUUUGGGCAUUUAAUCCAACUCAUAAAUUAAUUAAUUCACCAUUUUAUGAUGCAACAAGUCCAAAAGAAUUUGAUUUUAGUGAAGGAUUAAAUUCUUGGAAACCUUCAUCACUGGCAUUAUUUCAUUUAUUACUUUCAUUUUUAAGAGCAAUGUUACCUGAUUCAGAUACUGAAACUUUAAAAUUACCCAAGACUUUACAAUCUUUACUUAUAAGUAAUUCUUAUCCACCACCAGAAGAUGAUGAUGUAUUAAAAUCAAUGAUAACAAUUCCAUGUGUAAGUAUUCAAUCAACAAGACAUUCUAAAAAUGCUUAUGAAUUGAUUUCAAAAAUAAGACAUAAUUUAACAUUUGAUAAAAAGGAUUCAUUUCAUUCAAUUGAAAAUUUUACUAUUUUAAAGAAUGUAUUUCAAAGAGAUUCAACUAGUAAAAUAGUUGAAAGUUUUACUGAUGAAUCAAGAAGAGUUUUAAAUAGAUUAACUGAAGAUCCAUUAAAAAAUUCACAAUUUGAUUUAUAUCCUGGUUGGUCUAAUGUUCAAAUCCCAGUUGAUGAAGAUAUUCCAUUAUUUUCUCAAAUUACAAUAAAUGAUGUAACAAUUCAAGAUUAUUAUAUAUGGACUUGGUUAUCAACUUUAGGAUCUGAUCAAAAUUCACAUUUUAAACGAAUUUUUGGUCGAUCAUUAGUAGUUGAAGCUCAAUUUAAAGGAUUUCAAAAAUGGAUUAUAUUAACUGAAAAGACUAUGAGUUCAAAGGAAUAUCUUAAUUAUUUUAAUUUAGAUAAUCAUAGUUUAUAUAGUGAGAUUCCUCAUAAAAGAAUUACCUCUGAUGAAAGUUAUAAAACUAAAGCAAUGCCAUUACCUCCUUUACCAAAUAAUCAACAAGAAGAUAAUGGUCCAUUACCAAAUUUGAAUUUUACUGAAGAAGAUUAUAAAUUAGAUUUAGGAGAUUUUGCUGAUCAACCAGAUUAUAAUAUACCUCAACAAAAUGAUUAUUUACAAUAUCAAGAAUAUCUUGAUUUUAAAGAUUUAGCUGAUGAUUUUGAAGAAAAGACUAAACUUAGUAAUUCGAAUUCGAAUUCAAAUUCUCCUCAACCUCAACCUCGUAAUAGAAGACGUCCAGCACCUUUGGAUAGUCUUAAACAGAAAGCUGAAUUACCAUUACCUCCUACUCCUCCAACUCCUCCUUCAGAUAAAGCAACCAUUUAUUCAACUCAUCCCGUGAUUGACAAUCGUCAUAUCGUUGAACCAUCAUAUAAACCAAUGACUCACUCUUCAAAUAAUGAUUAUCGUGAAGACAAUUCUGAUGACAGAAGACAAUUACAAUCACCUACCAGUGAAGAUGAUGCCAAACGAACUGUCAAAGCAAUGGAACAAGAAGAACAAAAGGUUAAAGAAGAAAAGAAGAAGAAAAAGCAAGAACGAGAGAAGAAAAGACAAGAAAAGGAAGCGGCCAAAGCUAUGGCUGCAGCAGCAGCAGCAGCAGCAGAAGCAGGAUUCUCGUCAGCUCCUCCACCAUUUGGAUUCUAUCCACCUCCAGGAGCCAUGCCACCUCCAUUCUUUGUUCAACCUCCUUCUCCAACGGAUUCAACUCUGUCUUCUGAGAAAAAGAAGCACAAGAAGAAGAAGCAUAAGAAGAAGUCGGAGUUGGAGUCAGAGUCCAGAAGUAAUUCCCCAGAGAAGGCAGUGUCUGAACAAGUUAAUGAUCCAAUUCCAAUUCCAAGUCCAAUUGGACAACAACAAGUUCCUGAUCAGAUACAAGAUAUGUAUCAUCCAAUAGAACCUAUACAACCAUCAUAUAUUCAAGAACCUCCUCCUAGAAAUAUUAAGAGAGCCAGUGUUGACAUUAGAAAUAUGUCUAAUAAUUAUUCAAGUGCUAGUCUUCCUCAACCUCCAGUAAACCCCAAACCUAAUAAUAGAUCCAGUGCUAGUUUACCUCCUCUUCCUCAGGAAGCACAUGCUCAAGGUCAAGCACAAGGUCAAGCUCAUCCUCCUGCUUCUCCUCCACCAAGGAAUCCAAAACGACAAUCUAUAUCUCCUCAACAACAACCAACUAUAUCUCCUCGUCAUCAUCGUAAUAGUUACAUUGAUGAUAGAAGAGUAAGUAAUCAACUGAAUUCACCCAUCAAUAAUCAAAUGGGUAAUGGUAUACAAAGAGAUUCACUAAGUUCCGGUAUGCCAUCCAGACCAAAUAGCAGAUCUCCUGGACGUCCAGUACCAAAUGGUCAAUACUCUCAGAUACCACAACCAUCUCAAACAUCACCGCCACGCCCUCAAUCACAAGGAUACCCCAAUUAUCCACCUGGUCCACCGGCACCACAAGCUUAUCCUCCACCGCAGGGAUACCCACCCCAAGGAUAUCCUCCACCGAAUCAACACUAUCCACCACAACAGGCAUAUCCACCUCCACCUCCACCUCCACAAGGUUAUGCUCAGGGAUAUCCACAAGGAUAUCAACAAGGUUAUCCUCCUCCUCAACAAGGAGGAUAUGCAGCUCCACCACCACAAGGAACAUACCCUCCACAACCAUAUUAUCCACCACCACCUCAACAAGCACAACAACCAUUCUAUCCGCCACCAGCCCAUGGAUAUGGACCUCCUCCACCUCAAUCACAUCAACCACCACAAUCGCAUGGUAGAGGACAAGGACAAGGACAAGGACAACAAGCACCAUUACAACCAAGAAAUAAUAAUGUAAUGAUGGGUAUACCUACAGCCUCCAAAUUUGAUAAGAACAAGGGGAAUAACAAAGCUAGUUUAAGAGCAGCCUUUGUAGAUGGCAGUUUUGGAAUAUAGUCAACAAAUAUAACGUAUAUGAAUGAAUGGGUAAUAAAUAAGUAACUAAGUAACUAACUAAGUCAAUAAAUA